UUCAUGCGUUCUCUAACCACAGCAACCCAGCUGUGAGAUGUCUGCUGUAAAUACAUUAUUAUGAUUCCUAUUCAGCCUCAUUGAGGACAGAUAGAUCAUAUAAACGACAGCGGAGUACAGACAGAUGAUAUUAUUAUUCAUAUGAUUAAAUAAUCAGAUAAUCUUCAUCACCCAAUGCUGCAGUGAUGGAGGAUGAUGAAGAUCUGGAGACUCUGGGAGAGAAACUGUUUGAUCUGAUAUAUCCUAAAUACACUGAGAUGACACCUAAACUCACAGGUAUGCUGUUGGAGUUGCCUGCUUGUGUUGUGUCUCAGAUGUUGUAUGAUGAAGGUCUGCUGAAUAAAGCACUGGAAAGAGCACUGACCGCUCUCACAUCACCUGACAACAGUGAACCCGUGUCUCACACUGAUGAUGCGGCGUCUGUGUCCUCCGACUCUCUGGGUGAACAGCUGCAUGACCUCACUGACCUCUACAACACUGGACACACACAGAAAAUAACAGGCAUGUUAUUGGAGCAGAAGAAGGAGGCGGUGCUUCAGCUGCUGUCGGAUCAUUCGCUCCUCGAGGAACAAGUCAAAAUCGCCUUGAAAACCUUGCAGGAGCAGAGUGCCGAGGGGACAGACGUGAGUGACGGCUCUGACGGAGAGGAAGUGGAAUCCAUUGGCGAGACGCUUUUCAAUGUUAUGCAUCAGUUAGACCCCACCGGGAUGCUGCUGGAAAUGGAUUCUGGAAUGCUGAAACAGAUUCUGUCCGAACGGAGCAUGCUGGAAGUCGCAGUUCAGAGAGCAAAAAGUGCACUGGAGGGCGCGCUGAGCCCAACACACUCAGAAAUGUCAGAAUCUCUGCAGACCACGUGACUGCGAGGAACUUUCAGGCCUGAAUUGCUGUGCAUUUUACUUGUAUCAUUCAAGACAUUGUUUACAUGGACUUCCUUUUUAGGAUUUUUGACACAUUUAUUGAUAUAAAUGAGGAGGAAAAGAUUGUGAAGAAAAAAGGUGAAAUCGCAUCAUGCUGGAUUUGAACCUGCUUUACCUGCAUGAGCACCUCAGCUAAAUGUGUCUAGAGCAUGUGCAUUAACCACUAGGUCAUGGCUUUUACAUUCCAGAUGCGGCCGCACAUUUUUAUGUGCACAUUUACAUAUAAUGUAAAUAUGUUUGUAAAUAAAGAAU
Molecule: messenger RNA, 1169 nt
Organism: Sinocyclocheilus rhinocerous
Lineage: Eukaryota; Metazoa; Chordata; Actinopteri; Cypriniformes; Cyprinidae
Exons: 7
Coding region: 186-857 (223 amino acids)
Biological process (GO): protein polyubiquitination; positive regulation of canonical Wnt signaling pathway
Cellular component (GO): cytoplasm; nucleus
Molecular function (GO): ubiquitin-ubiquitin ligase activity; RNA binding
Source: RefSeq, a predicted model, not a curated record